AGUAAUGAUCAGGCAGUUGUUCAGGGGAACAGAGGCAUCCCUUCUAUUUGAUCGGAGAAGACCAAUCAAGCAGUCUGCUCGCCAGAACUUCAGAAGAAUCCUGUCAACUAGGUACAGCACUUUUCAGAGAAAGAAAGAAAUCUAGAAUAGUUUGUCAGUCUGUAUGCAUUGUGUUUGUACAUGAAAACUUUAGAUCUAUGACCUUGUGGGAGGUGGGGUUUGAUUCAAUGGUUCUAUGGUGUUGAUGUAGCCUAUAUCACAUUUACUGACAGAAGGCAGAAAUGAAUCAGACAGUUUUACCUUUGUUAGACCAACAUUAAUAUCUGUCAAAAGCUGCAGCAUAGUACUUCGGCUCAGGGGUUGUUGAGGCGGUUAGGGUAGAGUACGCCUACUAUGUGACUGAUAGGUAAAUAAACCAGUCAGUAGUAUGCAGUUUAAUCUGUAUCUAUAGAGAACUUGUAAAGUUAACUUGCAUUGUUAACUAAUAAAUAACCACUGCACAAUAGUUGUGUUGUUGUUCCACAGGGCUGUCUUCAGAGAGCAGGCCCCUCACUUAGUGUGUUUGACAAGCUGAGUUGAACACUCAGUACACAGGGUGUCAGUUUGUCAAAUACCCCAAGUGAGGCGUCAAUUGUCUACUGUUCUACUGGCAAACUGCAUUCUGCUGGUGACCUUGACUGCAAGCCGACCUUGACUGCAAGCCGUGUCUGGAGUUACUUCAUCACUGAGAUGAAUCAUCUUGAGUUCUGCUGAUUGGUCCAUUCAUGUGUUAGCGCUGCCUGUGUUGUUGUCCACGAUGUACUGUGUGCAGGUAGGAUUAUUAUGUUGAUUAUCAACAAAGAAUACUAAUAUAACACACACUAAUGCACCACAAAUGUAACUCCUCAGGGCAUUUCAGGUGUAAGUUUCCGUACUAAAUGUAUAGGCCUAUUUUCACAUUAAAUGUUUAUCCAAAUGUUCAUGUAUUAUUUUGUUUCAUUGCGUAGGCCUGAUGUUUUAAUAUUUGAGUCUUUGAAUGUAACGUCAGUAUUUCUUAAUCUGAUCAUGUUGAACGGCUGAAUAUAACCUUUAUUUCAAAACGUUAAAAAUGCUACAUACAAAAUUGAAAUAAUGAGUCCUUAUCUAAUUAGGGUAACCGGUUGCGGUAGAGGCUUACUUCUCAAAGAUGUUUUAAGAUAAUAAACACAUUUUUUAUCUGACAGUCUCACAUUUCCUGCCUCCGCAGCGGGUUGUCUCAUCGGAGUGAAUGGGAGCGUGCGUGUUAUCUUGUGAUCAGAUGGUAGCACUAACUAACUCAAUGCACAGCUGCAGCCAUGGCCUCCAAAUGUAGCUUAUCUAUAUUAUUACAGUCGCUUUAGAACUUGGUAGGCGUGCCACUGUCUUUCAUUGGGCUACCUCAGUUUAUAAUAGAGCGCCAUUUUAGAACACUCUUUAAGGGGAAACGUGAAGCUACAUUGUUCACAAUCAGUAGGAUUUGUAUUUAUGCGUCGUAUAAUAUUCAUGUUUUCUGCAAUUCCCCUAAAAGCUAAUUUUACUCUGAAAUCUUUUCAGUAGAACACGUUGUUUUACUUAGAUCGAAUUUCUCAAAAAUUGUAAUUGACCAAGUCUACUUUGCAGCGCCAUCCAGAGGCUAACAAUUAAUUUUUGAAAUGUUGUUACCCAAAAGUGAGAAGGGGAGAGAGGCGGGCUGGAGGGGUAUCUUGGGUUUCCCGUCAUUUAACCUAAAAUGUUGUGAGUCAUCGGCACUACAUCGGUAUUUCAGGGCAUGCAUUUUAAAACGAAAUCAUGCGUAUGGUGAAAUGGCAAAACGUUGUAGUGUUAUAGCCUAAGAGAGAUUACUUAUAUUUGUUUGUGUUUAUCCUUUAAUCAAUCACGCACUACGCACAGUGAGCAUGAAAUCGUGCAGGCAGUCAACGGAGACUACGACUUAAAUGAUCAGUGGGGGUUUGGAUAGGAAAGAGGAUGCGCAGCCAAAUGUAGUCAUUGCCUAUAUCCUAGAUGGACAGGAUAGUAUAGGUUUCUCCUCCGUACUCAACAGGUAGACACAACUUAAUGUGUAAAGUCGAAGAUACAAUGAAUAACACCGCAUACUUUCUCAAUCAUUUCUACUCGUCGUCAAAUUCUUCGUUUUGGAAUUUUUCCCUGGAUGAAGGAAUGUACGGCAAUGGUACUAGUUAUGAGACCGAAUCACAGCAUUCAACCACAAAAGCUAUUCUAAUUUUUGCAUAUUCAGUCAUCAUCACAAUUUCACUUUUUGGAAAUAUUGUGGUUUGUCACGUCGUGUUAAAGAACAAGCGGAUGCAUUCUGUCACCAGUUUGUUCAUUAUGAACCUGGCCGUGGCUGAUUUAAUGAUUACUCUUCUCAACACACCUUUCACAUUGACUAGGUUUGUGAACAGCACCUGGGUGUUUGGCAAGCUGAUGUGUCACGUCAGUCGCUUUGCCCAGUACUGUUCUGUCCAUGUCUCAGCGCUGACCCUGGUGGCCAUCGCCCUGGACCGACACCAAGUUGUCAUGCAUCCAAUGCGACAGCGGAUAUCAAAAUUCCGUGGAGUAAUUUGUAUCAUUGUGAUCUGGGUGACAGCUUCCUGCUUCUCCUUACCUCACGCCAUUUACCAGAAGCUGCUGCGCUUUGACCUUGGUCACAGGAAGGUACGUAUGGUGUGCCUGUCGAGCUUCCCUCAGCCGUCUGACGUGGUGUGGAAGUACCUGGACCUGGCCACUUUCUUCCUGCUCUACGUGCUGCCUCUGGCAAUCAUAUCCAUCGCCUACGUCAUCGUGGCCAAAAAGCUGUGGACUCGCAACGCCAUAGGGGAUGUGACUAUCGCCCAGUAUGCCGCCCACAGACGCAAGAAGAAGAUGACUCUGAAGAUGCUGAUGCUGGUGGUGGCUGUGUUUGCUAUUUGCUGGUUCCCUCUCAACUGUUAUGUCAUUCUGGUCUCCAGCAAGGCCAUUGACACUAAUAACGCACUUUACUUCACCUUUCACUGGUUCGCCAUGAGCAGCACCUGCUACAAUCCGUUCAUUUACUGUUGGUUGAACAGCAGCUUUAGGGCAGAGCUCAAGUCUUUGAUAUUUAUUUUUCGCCCAAAGGUGGAAGCGGUCCCUUGCUAAGGGUUUCCUUUCAAACCAAUAUGGAUAUAAUGGUAAGGAUGAGGCUGUUACAGACUGCACAUACACACACAGUCUCUGUAAUAAGCUAUUACCACUAUAAAGAGGUGCUACAUCUUGUUUUCUCAUGUUUACAGCAUUAUUCAUGUGGUGCAUAGAGCUAGUCUGUGCUAGCCAAAAGGAGCUGUAUUAUCUGAAGGUCGUAAAACAAUCGACAUGCUAACACAUUCAGCCAGCUGCGUAGAACAUACUGCAAUUUCAGUACCACUGCUCUCCUAUGACAGCAGGGGUGUAGUUAUUGCUUGAAAGA
Molecule: messenger RNA, 3421 nt
Organism: Hypomesus transpacificus
Lineage: Eukaryota; Metazoa; Chordata; Actinopteri; Osmeriformes; Osmeridae
Gene: gpr83
Product: G protein-coupled receptor 83
Exons: 4
Coding region: 2053-3114 (353 amino acids)
Biological process (GO): neuropeptide signaling pathway
Cellular component (GO): membrane
Molecular function (GO): neuropeptide Y receptor activity
Source: RefSeq, a predicted model, not a curated record